Molecule: messenger RNA, 2060 nt
Organism: Onychostoma macrolepis
Lineage: Eukaryota; Metazoa; Chordata; Actinopteri; Cypriniformes; Cyprinidae
Gene: anp32a
Product: acidic (leucine-rich) nuclear phosphoprotein 32 family, member A
Exons: 7
Coding region: 123-887 (254 amino acids)
Biological process (GO): regulation of apoptotic process
Cellular component (GO): nucleus
Molecular function (GO): histone binding
Source: RefSeq, a predicted model, not a curated record
GGCAUCAUGUUUGUGAGACUCGCAAUAGCUAGUUUGUUAAGAGGCUAUAGCUGAAUGUGCAGCGAAGACUCCAAGUCUAACUGCGCUCUUUGGUUUAAAUCACUCAUUUAGAGUUCAGUAAGAUGGAUAUGAAAAAGAGAAUUCACCUGGAGUUGCGGAACCGGACGCCGUCAGACGUGAAAGAGCUUGUGCUCGACAACUGUCGGUCAAAUGAGGGCAAAAUUGAGGGCCUCACUGAUGAGUUUGAGGAACUGGAAUUUUUAAGCACAAUCAACGUAGGCUUAACAUCAGUUGCCAAUUUGCCAAAGCUAAACAAACUCAAAAAGCUCGAGCUUAGCGAUAACAGAAUCUCAGGGGGUCUGGAGGUACUGGCAGAGAAAUGUCCCAACCUCACCCAUCUCAACCUCAGCGGCAACAAAAUUAAAGACCUCAGCACCAUCGAACCCCUGAAAAAAUUGGAAAGCCUCAAAAGUUUAGACUUGUUCAACUGUGAGGUGACAAACCUGAAUGACUACAGAGAAAAUGUUUUCAAGCUGCUCCCUCAGUUGACAUAUCUCGACGGCUAUGACAAAGAGGAUAAAGAAGCACCAGACUCUGACGCCGAAGCUUACGUCGAAGGCCUAGACGACGACGAGGAUGAUGAAGAUGAGGGAGAAGAGGAGGAGUAUGAUGAAGAUGCAGCUCCAGGAGAUGAAGAUGAAGAAGAGGGAGAGGAGGAUGAUGAGGAAGAGGGAGAAGAGGAGGAAGAAGAGGACAUUAGCGGAGAGGAAGAGGAGGAAGAAGAGUUAAAUGACGGUGAGGUAGAUGAUGAGGAAGACUUUGAGGAGGAGCGGGGUCAGAAGAGGAAAAGAGAGCUGGAUGAGGAAGGGGAGGAAGAUGAUGACUGAACAUGCACUCCCCCCAUUGUGAUCUGACCGUUUAACCCCUGUAUAUCUGUCCUAUUGUCACUUUGCGAUGGUUUGGGGAGGUAUUCAAAUGGUAGGGGGUGGGUUAGUAUAAACGAGGACACAGUUUAAAUAUUUGUUUUUAGCUUUUUUGUUGUUGAUGUUGUUGUUGUUUUCUUUUGGUUUGGUUUGUACUUUCAGUUUGAUUCCCUUCAUUUUCUCCAAAAGCUCUUCAAAUGGCUGACAACACAGUGUGGAAAUUUAUUAUUGUUGGAAAAAAAGACCAGUAUGCUCUUGUAAUUUUUCCCUGUCUUUACUGUUGAUGCCUAAAUGCUGGUGAUGACUUAUGUAUUAAAAAAGAAAAAACAACCAAAAACCUUUUAGAAGUGCAUGGCUGACUCUAUUUUAAAGUUGACUACUGGAUUUCAAGGAAGAACAUUUUCUAACCCACUUUUUUAUUGCAUCUUUUGUGUAUUUUAUUUCUUUGGUGUUUUCAUCAUCAUCACCACCACCACCAUGUGACGUGCUGUUUAGGCUUGAAGAAUACAUCAUGAUGUCUGCUUGGACAUGCACAGUUCAACCUCUCAAUGUGAUUUAUUUUAUUUUAUUUUUUUAAUGUUAAGAGCCGAAUGUCUGCCCUUGUCAAAUGAGCCCUAAACCCCUUCUCCCUUUUGUGUGGAUAGUUCAGAGGUUUCGUGUUCUUUGUAAAUAAUGACCAAAUAUAUUUUUUUUCUGAUUCCCUUUGAUAAUGGCAGACAUUUUCACAAAUAAUCUCAGUUGUAACCAUUAACUGUAAUAAAAUGAAUAAAAACGCAAGAGGCUCUAUAAUUUGAAGUUCUCUGUUCUGACAGCCACAGAAAAUCCACUUAUUGUAAUUAGAUGUGAUUACAUACUUGAUCAAUAGAUUAUGUAUUUGAAGUCUUGUGCAGAGAUGACAAGUGUAUAUCAUCUCGCCACUGAUAUUGCGGGUUAACUGAAUAUAUGACGUGAAAUUGCAUUGUGAAGCUCAGGGAAAAUAGCUUGUAUAUUUUUGAUGAUACGUGACUGAAUAUUGUGUAAGUAUUCAGAAGCAUCAUGCCAAUUUAAAUAGAAAGCAUACGCAAUUUUAACUGAGCUGUAUCCAGUUGUCAGAUCAUACUGAUUGAACUUUUUAUUAAAAGAAGACUUAAGAUUUCA